GGUGAGUUGGUCAUUAGAAUUGUUUUGUAGCCGGUGCUCGUUGCAUAGUGCAGUGCGUUGGAGGGCGCGUUGAUUGCAUGUCGAUGUUAGGUUCACGAUAAUGUUUACGGAAGGCAAGGUUUUACAGUCGUAAUGUUUAUAGCUAGUUGUGUUGUGAUUUGUAGUCGUGUUUGCCGUGUUUUCCGGCCAUAAUAUUGUGUUUUCAUAAUUAAUUUUAUAUUAUUGUGGAGAAAAGAAAUUAUUCGAUGAUCUGUUGAAGGAUAAUUGUGUAACGUCACAAUGCUUGGUGGAAGUGUCCUCUGGUUCCGUCACGGGCUGCGUCUCCAUGACAACCCGUCUCUUCACUCUGCGCUGGAAGAGAAGGGAUUCCCUUUCUUCCCUAUCUUUAUCUUCGAUGGAGAAACUGCUGGUACUAAACUGGUUGGCUACAACCGUAUGCGGUAUCUCCUGGAAGCUCUCGAUGACCUGGACAGCCAGUUCAAGAAGUUUGGAGGCAGGCUUAUUAUGCUGAAGGGAAAGCCUAAUGUCGUAUUCCGAAGACUUUGGGAGGAAUUCGGCAUCCGUAAGCUCUGCUUCGAGCAAGACUGCGAGCCAGUAUGGCGGGCGCGCGAUGACAGCGUGAAGAGCGCCUGCAAGGAGAUCGGCGUGGUGUGCCGGGAACAUGUCUCUCAUACUCUAUGGGAGCCCGAGACUGUCAUCAAAGCUAAUGGGGGGAUUCCGCCGCUUACUUACCAGAUGUUUUUGCAUACGGUAGCAACUAUUGGUGAUCCCCCGCGCCCAGUCCCCAACAUCGACUUCACGGGAGUCAAAUUUGGUAGCCUCCCCGAGUGCUUCUACCAAGAGUUUACGGUCUACGAUAAGACUCCUAAACCUGAAGACCUAGGCGUGUUCCUUGAGAACGAGGACAUCAGGAUGAUUCGUUGGGUGGGCGGAGAGACCACCGCGCUUAAGCAGAUGCAACAACGUCUGUCUGUCGAAUAUGAGACAUUCCUCAGGGGUUCGUAUUUGCCGACCCAUGGCAACCCUGACUUAUUGGGACCACCGAUAUCUUUGAGCCCUGCGCUGCGAUUUGGAUGUCUCUCAGUGAGGAGCUUCUACUGGGCUGUGCAAGAUCUUUUCCGUCAAGUGCAUCAGGGUCGUCUCACCACCAAUUCUGCAUCUCAUUUUAUUACAGGUCAGCUAAUCUGGCGCGAAUAUUUCUACACGAUGAGCGUGAACAACCCUAACUAUGGCCAAAUGGCUGGCAAUCCUAUCUGCUUGGAUAUCCCCUGGAAGAAUCCUGAAGGGGAUGAGUUGCAGAGAUGGGUAGAAGGCCGCACCGGUUUCCCGUUCGUGGACGCAGCAAUGCGUCAGCUGCGCACGGAAGGCUGGUUGCACCAUGCGGCGCGUAACACUGUGGCCUCGUUCCUCACUAGAGGCACGCUGUGGCUGUCGUGGGAACACGGCCUUAAUCACUUCUUGAAGUAUCUGCUGGAUGCUGAUUGGUCAGUCUGCGCCGGCAACUGGAUGUGGGUAUCAUCAUCAGCGUUCGAGGCUCUGCUGGACUCGGGCGAGUGCGCGUGCCCCGUGCGGCUGGGGCAGCGCCUCGACCCCAGCGGCGAGUACGUGCGCCGAUACGUGCCCGAGCUAGCGCGCAUGCCGGUGGAGUAUAUUUACGAGCCGUGGAAGGCGCCUAUCGACGUACAAGAGCGAGCCACCUGCGUCAUCGGCAAGGACUACCCGGCGCCCGUCGUCAACCACUUGGUGGCUGCUCAGAGGAACAAGAACGCUAUGAAGUGGUUGAGCCGCACUGUCGCCGACCGACUGCAGAAGGACAGUUGGCUCGACAUAGUCGGGGAACUCCGUCAUAUGUUACAAAAGGCGCCUCCCCACUGCUGCCCGUCCUCAGAAGACGAGAUCCGACAAUUCAUGUGGCUCAACGAGUAAGCACGAACGGAUUUAGACUCUAUUGUCACGCAGUAAAGGUUAAAAUUAAGACAAACGGCAUAUCGAGGUAAGAUAUUGUGAAGUAAGAUUUUAAUGUACCAAAUACUAGAUCGUGUUUGUGUUUAGGUAUGUGUAUUAGGAUUUUUUUCUAUACAGAGCUUGUACAAUAAUUUCACCUAAAAUCAAGAGAAAAACGUUGAAUGAAUUUUCUAGAAACUUGAAUUUAGUACAGGCCUAAAUUUACUUCAGUGGAAUCAAUGCAAUAUAGUUGCAUUUUUAUACCUACCCUUCGUGGUAUUGUAGUUCCUAAUCCAAAUAAAGUGUUUUCAGUAAAAAAAUAUCUAUAUUUUUGUUAAUGUUAAGUUUCAUGGUGCAAACUAUAUAGUUUAUUUUCAUAGAUCUGUUUUGAGUACAAGAUAUUAAUAUAAUAAAAAAAAAGUUAUUUUAUAGUCACAGUGGCUUCCAUUAUACCAUUAACAAAAAAAAUAUAGGUGGCUUAUUCGCCAUUUUACAUAACAUUUAACUGAUUUUCAAAUGUAAUAGCGCCUUGAAACUUGUUACUUUCAUAGAAGAAGCCGCUGUGAGCAUUUUGUUACAAUGCUUGUCGGUCAAUCCAACCCAGUUGUCAUUGUAUCACCAAAGUUUUAAUAACAAAAUAUACCUAAAUAUUAUACCUAAGUAAAAUGUUCGUAUUAAUGUCCUAAGUAGAAUAAAUAUAGAUGAUUUAUAAAUAUCAAAGAUUUGGUAAAGUGAUAGAAUGUGUGAUGCUGAAUAAUUUUUUAAGGUUUCUCCAAAAUAUUCGAAGUAUUGCAACUACCUCUGAUAUGUAGGUACUCUUUUUCGAAUAGGACAGCAAAAUAUAUUAUUUUUGUUUCUUUAUAGGUGUAUAUCUUAUUUCUGGCCCAAAAUGAAAUGUAUUUUGAAAAUUUUGUAGUCUUGAGACUCUUUAUGUUUAUGAAAUAUGUAUGUCUGUUAUUGCUCUAAGUAUGUGUAACACAGUCUAGUCUUUCUUUAGAAUUAAUUGGCUAUUCAUUAAAA
Molecule: messenger RNA, 2964 nt
Organism: Helicoverpa armigera (cotton bollworm)
Lineage: Eukaryota; Metazoa; Arthropoda; Insecta; Lepidoptera; Noctuidae
Gene: cry
Product: cryptochrome-1
Exons: 14
Coding region: 280-1926 (548 amino acids)
Biological process (GO): circadian regulation of gene expression; entrainment of circadian clock by photoperiod
Cellular component (GO): cytoplasm; nucleus
Molecular function (GO): FAD binding; DNA binding
Source: RefSeq, a predicted model, not a curated record